AUGACAGACACAACAAGCGUACAGAUGAUCACCUGCAAUGAUUGCGGAAAACAACUUCCCGAAACUAACAUGACAAUGCAUCGUCUCAUGGCUUGCGCUGGAUACGCUCGAGCAAGUUCAGCCAGAAAUGAAGAAGAAAAAGAAGACAAUGAUGUUGUCGAUUUGACUUCUCCUGCAAACCGCAAGCGUGAAGAUCCGCCCCCUUCUACUCCUCCUCCUUCUAGCCGUCGCCGAGGACGCCUCAAGCGCGAUGACGAUUAUUCCAGUGAUGUGGAACCCAUGGACGUGGACAGCAAUGACGACGAUGAAGUGGAAAUUAUUGAGACUAGCGACAACAGUCACGAUGACAGCGUGGAAGUGGUCGAUCAGGAUGUGGUGGAAAUUCUAGACGAUGAGUGGGCGUGCAAGAAAUGCACUUUGCUCAAUGACAAGGAUGUGACAGUAUGUGUCAUGUGUCAGACCCGAAAGGAAGGAGCCACCGAUCGUCCACAGCAGCAAACAGAUUCGGAUGGCGUCCGCCCUCCCGAUCCGACUCGUCGUGAACGGCUCAUUGGUGGGGAUUGGGACUCUCCUCCUCGUGGAAUGCCUCCUGGCGGUUCUCCACUUACGGCGAUGGGUGGAGGAGCUCUUCUUGGAGGAAUCGUAGGCGGAGCUGCUGCCUACAUGAGGGGACAGAGUAUGAGCCGUGGGGCAUUGGAUGGGUCUGUGGCGGGUGCCGUCAGUGGAGUUUUUUUGAACGAAUUCAUGCAAAGCCCGGAUCGUCCAUCAGCAGCUAGCCGACGCCGUCACACCGUACGAAAUGAUUCGUCCGAUUGGGAUAACCUGACAGGAGCGAGAUCUUCCACCGUUACUGGGCAACCGAGCUAUCCCAGCUUUGGCUCCUCGGCUAACCAACGCGCUACCCGACAACCUCGCGCCAGUUUCCGUGUGUCGGAGAUUACCAACCCUGAUGGUAGUAGACGAUUUAUGGUGUCGGAAUCGAACCGCCAUGGGUCGAUGCGAUAUUCUCGACACUCUCAUUCGGCUAUAUCGGACCCUGUCAUGCAAGCUCUCUUGGCUUCGCGGGUCGGAGGAUUGGGAGCUGCUGGUACUGGUGGAGUGGAUGGCAUGUCUUAUGAUCAACUCCUUUCUGCAUUUGGUGACGGAACAGAAAACCUGGGCGCUUCGAUACAACUCAUCUCGUCGCUUCCCACUGCCAAAGUCAAGACCAAGGCAGACGGGACCAUUGAUUUGCCAGAGGGAGCACGGCAGUGCGCCGUAUGUUUGGAAGAUUUUGAACAAGGGCAGAUUCGAAAGACAUUGCAGUGUCUCCAUGGCUUUCAUGCCACGUGUGUCGACAAGUGGCUCCAAACGAAUGCGUGUUGCCCGGUCUGCAAAUUUCGCGUGGAAGAGAACGGACGUCCUUCCCGCUAG
Messenger RNA from Seminavis robusta, 1413 nucleotides. The record is from the annotation of a GenBank genome assembly. Lineage: Eukaryota; Bacillariophyta; Bacillariophyceae; Naviculales; Naviculaceae.